This is a messenger RNA of Globicephala melas (long-finned pilot whale), 2891 nucleotides long. It is a transcript of the gene PRIMPOL, whose product is annotated as primase and DNA directed polymerase. The record is from RefSeq and is a predicted model, not a curated record. Gene Ontology annotation, biological process: response to UV; replication fork processing; error-prone translesion synthesis. NCBI's taxonomy places the organism in Eukaryota, Metazoa, Chordata, Mammalia, Artiodactyla, Delphinidae. Gene Ontology annotation, molecular function: DNA-directed DNA polymerase activity; chromatin binding. Gene Ontology annotation, cellular component: nucleus; mitochondrial matrix.
GAGAACCGCCUCCUCACAGGCCCCGUCCCGCCCGAGAACACCGCUCCGCCCGAGAACACCGACCAGUCACGGGUCCCGGGAGCUCCUGGCUUCCAGGCACGCUUCCGGGCCAUUCUAGGCUCUUCCCGGCCUCCGCUCCCUUUCAGUCCCCGUCCUACCCCAGAACGCUGUCGUCUCACUGGCCCGCGCUCUCCCCACUUCCCGCCCCGGCCCCGCCUCCGCGCCAGGUUUGAAGACUCGGUCCCGCCACAGUGGGCGGGUUGCGUGUCCUGCCAGCCGCAGAGGACUCACGGCUUCCCGCCCACGGCGAGUGUCUGGAGUAGUAAUUCACAGAGAUCCUACCUGGGAUAGGAUUUAGUCUCCCCAUACUUCUGAACCAAUGAAGAGAAAAUGGGAAGCAAGGCUGAAGCAAAUUGAAGAACGAGCAUCCCAUUAUGAGAGGGAACCAUUGUCCUUGGUAUACAGACCAAGAUUGUCUAAGCCAGAAGAACCACCAUCCAUUUGGAAACUAUUUCAUCGGCAAACUCAAGCUUUUAAUUUUGUUAAAAGUUGUAAAGAGGACGUUCAUGUAUUUGCUUUGGAAUACAAAGUGGGCGAUGGACAACAUAUUUACCUCGUAACAACGUAUACUCAACUUUGGUUUUACUAUAAAUCCCGAAGAAAUCUCUUACACUGCUAUGAAGUCAUUCCUGAAAAUGCUGUGUGCAAGCUUUAUUUUGAUUUGGAAUUUAACAGACUUGCCAAUCCAGGAGCUGAUGGGAAAAAGAUGGUUGCAUUACUCAUUGAGCAUGUUUGUAGAGCACUUCAACAGUUUUACAGGGUUAGUUGUUCAGCUGAAGAUGUUCUCAACUUGGAUUCUAGCACCAAUGAAAAAUUUAGCCGCCAUUUAAUAUUUCAACUCCAUGAUGUGGCAUUUAAAGAUAAUAUUCAUGUUGGUAAUUUUGUGAGAAAAAUGUUAGAGCCUGCUUUUCACUUAAUUGCUAGUGAAGAUGAUGAUAUGACUCCAGAGACAAUGGGCCAUGAAUUUUCCCAUUUUUCUGAAACACCAGUUAAACAAGGAAUUUCCUUUAGCAAAAAGUCCACAGAUAAGGAUAUGGGAGAGAGCUGGACAACGAAUUCAAAGAAACUGGAGAGGCUGGGGUCAGCUAAGCAAAGCAGUCCUGAUCUUUCAUUUUUAAUUGUGAAGAAUAACGUUGGAGAAAAGCAUCUUUUUGUAGAUCUAGGAGUUUAUACAAGAAAUAGAAACUUUCGACUGUAUAAAUCAUCAAAAAUAGGAAAGUAUGUGCCUUUGGAGGUUGCUGAAGAUAACAAAUUUUAUCCUGUACAAUCGGAGAAUAUUUCCAAAGAAAAUCAAUAUUUCCUCUCUGCUUUGGUCAGCAAUGUCAGAUUCUCAGAUACUUUACGAAUUCUGACAUGUGACAUGUCUCAAAAUGAACGAGUUGAGAAUUUUAACCAUACCAGUACUUCAGAAGGAAGGCCGACUACAGAGAGACUAAAGCUACAAUUGGCAAAGAAGGAGCAGCUACUUACAUUAGACAAGAUAGUAGAAACCAUUGAAGGUUUUCAGUGUUCACCUUACCCUGAAAUUGAUCAAUUUGUUCUCUUGUUGGUGAAUAAAAAUGGCAUUAAAGGAGGAAUUCAGCGCUGGAACUACUUUUUCCCAGAAGAAUUAUUGGUUUAUGAUAUUUGUAAAUACCGCUGGUGUGAAAACAUUGGAAGAGCCCACAAGAGUAGUAAUAUCAUGAUUUUGGUUGACCUGAAAAAUGAAGUUUGGUAUCAAAAAUGUCAUGACCCUAUAUGUAAAGCAGAAAACUUCAAAUCUGACUGUUUCCCAUUACCUGCUGAAGUGCGUCUCCUGUUUCUUCUCAAAGAGGAAGAGGAGUUUACAACAGAUGAAACAAGGGACAGUGAAACCAAGAAUCCUCAUGAACCGUCAUCUAGUGCAUCGUCAAAAGGUACAUUUUCUGAUGCUGACUGGGAUAAUGGCAUUGAUGAUGCUUAUAUUUUGGAGGCUACAGAAGAUGCUGAAUUGGCAGAAGCUGCAGAGAACAGUCUUCUCGGUUAUAAUGGAAUUGAUGAAAUUCCUGAUGAACUAAUUAUAGAAGUAUUACAAGAGUAGCUAAUUAUGGACACUUACAUAACUAGGCUGUAAUCUGCUUGAAAACAUUUAAUAACAAACUAGUAACUUAUAAAGCCUGUUGUAUCAGCUAAGUUUUAUUACUUUGCUUCCAAAUCUUAUUUAUUGAAGUAAACCAGUUUUAUUGAAAAUUAGCUCCAGUGUGCUUAAAUUCAGUAUAAGUCUCCUUAUUUGAUUAACCAAAGUUAUUAGUCUUUGUUCAUAUCAGCUUAAUUUUGCAUGUUUAUUUUUACAGUAAAACUUUUGUAUGUCUAGGGCUGACUAGGUGUCAACAUUUUAAAACAUUUUGAAACUCAUCACUUGACAUUAACAGAAAAAUUAACUAUGGCCUCUAAAACUAAAACUACUAUAUCUAGCCAUUUAAUUUUAAUGACAAAGUAAUAUUAAAUUCUGGUGACAAGACCAUACAACCAACCUGAACAAUUAGACAAGUUUACUUUUUUAAAAUGUACCUGGGAAUGUUGCUAUAACAUGACAAAAGAAAUAUUCAAUUCAAAUUAAUAAAGUUUGGGUUUUUUUCCCCCAUUUCCUUUAUGGAAAAAUACAUACAGUUUCAGAAGGUAACAGGCAGUAGCAUGAGACAAUCUUUAUAUGUGCACACUUUAGUAGACUGGUCUCAUUUCUGGUCAAGGAGCUUCUCUAAUUGAUAGUUGAUAUUUUGCAGAUGGUUUUCAGCUCCCAAAAGGGGUCUUGCUUUGAAUAGCAGAGCUGGAAGGCUGGAUGAAUUAUACUGUUGAGGGAAAAAUAUUCAGAA